AUGAUGAAAAAAGAUGGAGACAGUGAUAGUGAGAGUGGUUGCUGUGAGACUGUGAGUGCUUACAGUGGACUGAGUGCAGCAGUGCCACAGGAUGUCACUGUUUCCUUUGAGGAGUCAGACACCAGCGACAUCUUGAGGAGCAGUGUGAAUAAAGCUGCACUGGGAAUCAUGUCUUCCUCUGGCCUGGACAGGUGUCCCCUGACACAACAAGAGUUCCUGACAUCAUAUGCCUACCAUGAGAAGAAACAGGCCAGUGUCAUGGAGAGAACCAAGUCUGCUGUGUCAACAGGCAUGAAUUUCAAGUGCAGUAAGGAAUGUUUGCUGAACAAUUUGUACAAGAGAGUGCCAAUUUUUAAAUGGCUGCCUGAGUAUGAUUUCAAGUCAAACAUGUUGGGUGAUCUGAUUGCUGGGAUUACUGUUGCUGUGAUGCACAUACCUCAAGGUAUAUAUAUAUGA
This is a messenger RNA of Notodromas monacha, 456 nucleotides long. The record is from the annotation of a GenBank genome assembly. NCBI's taxonomy places the organism in Eukaryota, Metazoa, Arthropoda, Ostracoda, Podocopida, Cyprididae.